AUGGACACGACGGAUCGGAAUAGCAACGAUGCUCGACCUGAUUACGUACAAACCAUCACGAUCACAGAUGCCCACGGAAACGUGAAGGAGCUCGUCUUCCCGAAGGCUCUCGACCUAGAUCGACCCAAGAGAUUGCGGACGACGUUUACGAAGGAGCAGCUGGAUAUGCUCGAAUCUGUAUUCAAGAUUAAACAGUACGUCGUCGGAAAAGAACGAACUCAGCUCGCUCAACAAUUGAAUCUCUCAGAGAAUCAGAUUAAGGUAUGGUUCCAAAACCGCCGCACCAAGCACAAGAAAGAAGAGGAAGGCGGCUCGGACACGCCGCUGGUGAAGUCUACAGAACUCGCUUGCCAACCCCAACCCGGACUCACAACACCGCCGAUCCCCAUCGUUCCUACAAUACCGCUUUAUUUCCCAGGCCUUCCAUUCGCCUUGCAGCAACAAGUCGACAAUAGUGCGAUCGCUGCCGUCGAUAACACGGAGGGCGCUGACGUUGCGAAACAAAAUAUAUUCCGGCCGUUCUGCCUCUGA
This is a messenger RNA of Galendromus occidentalis (western predatory mite), 531 nucleotides long. RefSeq names its product ventral anterior homeobox 1-like. The record is from RefSeq and is a predicted model, not a curated record. Gene Ontology annotation, molecular function: RNA polymerase II cis-regulatory region sequence-specific DNA binding; DNA-binding transcription factor activity, RNA polymerase II-specific. Bases 1 to 531 code for a protein of 176 amino acids. NCBI's taxonomy places the organism in Eukaryota, Metazoa, Arthropoda, Arachnida, Mesostigmata, Phytoseiidae. The transcript has 3 exons. Gene Ontology annotation, biological process: brain development; regulation of transcription by RNA polymerase II; central nervous system development. Gene Ontology annotation, cellular component: nucleus.